AACUUUUUGCUAGCUAUCCUCGGCCUUCUGCAAAGUUACUAACCUUUCUGAAACAAGCCUUAAGACGUGACACGAAAGAAAUUUGUAUUGAACCUGAAGUUGGCAGGUGUUACGAUAUAUUUAAAGAUAGCAUUGUUGGAUCUUCUGUGUUCCAGUUAGGUGAGAACGUAAUGUCCCCCACAGGUUUUAAAAUUCCUCAUAAUAUUCAAAUUGAUGAUGUAAAUGAGACUUUUGUCUGGAAUGAGCAGUUUAAAAACAAGCAAGAGUAUGUUCGCAAAAGACUAUCCGACCUUGGCCUUUCUAUAGAUGUGCCAUUAAAUUUUGAGAUACGCCAAGGUUAUUCGGUUGAUUCAUCAGCUAACAAUUCAAGUCAUACAAUAGAGCAAACAUUUUUAAUUGAACACCAUUGUUUUAAGUUUACAUUGAAUGUUGAUGAGCUACAAUUAUCUCAAACUUUUAUUGAUGAUAUUGAUACUCUUCCUUCUAAAUAUGACAAAUCUAAUAAUGCAAAAUGGAAAAAUUUUUUUGAUAAGUACGGAAUUUAUGUGGUUCAGUCUGCUUGGGUUGGUGGUCGUUGCUCAGUAACUGUUAAAAUUGCAUCAUUUAGUAUAAACAUUCAAAGCAUUGGUCUUAUUAUGUCCGAAGUUCUGGCUUUCAUUUUCAAUCAUAAGACUCAAUUAGAUUUUGACAAUGAAAUUAAAGAACUUAAUACUGUUGAAGAGGCAUUGAAUACCGCCAGGUUAAUGAUGCACGGUGGAGAUCCCAAAUAUCAUGUUACGACAUUCCAUAAUUGUAAAUUUAACAGUAAAAAAUGGUUGAAUUCCAUUAAAGUGAAGCCAGCUGUUUUAGAUACAAAAUUAGAACUUAUUCCAAUAAAUAUUGUCGCAGGAAAUUAUAAAAGUAAUAUUAUAGAUCCAAUGGCUACAGCCAUAGAGGAUCUUUUUGGUAUUAAGCCGACAUAUAUUAAUCCGGAAAUAAAGGCACUAUCUUUUCCAAAAAAUCGUGAAGAGGCAACAAAUUCUUUGGUAAAAGAUCCGGGUACAUGUCUUAGGUCAGGCACUUUGAUAUCAAUGGCCGAUGGUACCAAGGUUGCUGUCGAAAAACUUAAUCCGGGAGAUUUAGUUGUGGGCAAAAAUGGAAUGCCAUGUCAUGUUCUUGGAAGAAAUGAAGUAUUGUUGGGAAAUAGAUUCCUCUAUGGUUUUUCUUCUGGACGAACUGCCUUUUUUACUUCGGAACAUCUUUUUGCUACACAAAAUGAUGAAUGGAUGUGCAUUGAUCCCGAUCUUUCUCGCUUGAUAAAUCCUCAGAAUU
This is a messenger RNA of Racocetra persica, 1311 nucleotides long. The record is from the annotation of a GenBank genome assembly. Lineage: Eukaryota; Fungi; Glomeromycota; Glomeromycetes; Diversisporales; Gigasporaceae.